Messenger RNA from Scatophagus argus, 4873 nucleotides. RefSeq names its product TEF transcription factor, PAR bZIP family member b (gene tefb). The transcript is spliced from 4 exons. Gene Ontology annotation, cellular component: nucleus. Bases 304 to 1452 code for a protein of 382 amino acids. Gene Ontology annotation, molecular function: RNA polymerase II cis-regulatory region sequence-specific DNA binding; DNA-binding transcription factor activity, RNA polymerase II-specific. Lineage: Eukaryota; Metazoa; Chordata; Actinopteri; Scatophagidae. The record is from RefSeq and is a predicted model, not a curated record. Gene Ontology annotation, biological process: regulation of transcription by RNA polymerase II.
CCAUACGGCCAGCACUAACAACCAAUCAGCUGAUACCAUUCCACGAGUGGGUGGGAUAUGCGACUCAUGAAUAUCCAACAAGCGUGCUCGGUGGGUUUAGGGAGCGAGGGGUCUGUGUAGUGUUGUUUUUGCGUACGAGCGCGUUGAUAUUGACAAAACAGGCCUGAAAGCUGCAACAGUAGUGGAAACAGCUUCGAACCGCGUUCCGUUUGAGUCUGUUGUUUCCCGGUGCAGGAGGCGGCUUUCGGUAACGCUAUCGCUUAGAAACAUCGUCCCGCUCUGCUCCGAGGUUGGCACGGAACAAUGCCUGGCAAAGCCGCGGUGACAGUGACGUUACAGCCCAGCCGUAACGCUGUUACGGCGGCUCCGCAGAAAUCCUGCCCUUUCGUUUUAAAGAAGAUCAUGGACAUUCCGCCUCCGAACAUCCUGGAGGAAGGCGACGACGAAAUAGAGAAGGAGAAGCUUUGCACCUCUGAGGAUGUGGAGGGAAGUGGGGCUGGGGCAGCCAGUGCUGGUGGAGGCAGUGGUGGUGGAGGGGUAUCAGCCUCCUUGACCCCAGCAAUUUGGGAGAAGACCAUUCCCUACGACGGGGAGACCUUCCACUUGGAGUACAUGGACCUGGAUGAAUUCCUCCUGGAGAAUGGGAUUCCUGUUACCCUGGAGGAGGAGGAGCUGCAGAAGACUCUCACUUCAGCGGUGGGCAAAGGCAAAGCCAUCCCCAAGGUUACUGCUACAGCUACUACUACUACUACUACAACUGCUCCUCCACCUCCCGCUGCUGCUGCUGCUGCUGCAGCCUCAGUCUCUGCCUCAGCAUCUUCCCCCUCUAUGGCCGCCACGACCACGGUCACCUCAGAUCCAGAGGAAACUGUGACAGUCACUACUUUACAACCAGCUAAACUAGUAGAAGAAGAAGAAGAAGAAGAAGAAGAGGAGGAGGAGGAAGAAGAGGGACAAGAAGAGGACACUUUGUCUGAGGAGGCAACACAGAAAAUGGAAGCGAAAGAGAAGAAAACAGAUAGUAACCCUGCAGAACGCAACACACCCUCCCCCAUCGACCCAGAUGCUAUUGAGGUAGAUGUGAAUUUCCAGCCAGAUCCUACAGACCUGGUCCUGUCCAGUGUGCCAGGGGGAGAGCUGUUCAACCCUCGCAAACACAAGUUCUCUGAGGAUGAGCUGAAACCACAGCCUAUGAUCAAGAAGGCCAAGAAGGUGUUUGUUCCAGAUGAGCAGAAGGAUGAGAAAUACUGGUCCAGGAGAAAGAAGAACAAUGUGGCAGCAAAGCGUUCUCGUGACGCACGGCGGCUGAAGGAGAACCAGAUCACCGUGCGCGCCUCCUUCCUGGAGCGAGAAAAUGCGGCGCUGCGGCAGCAAGUGGCCGAGCUGCGGAAGGACUGCGGUCGCUGCAAGAACAUUCUGGCCCGAUACGAGGCAAAGUACGGCCCGCUGUAAAGACCUCAGAAUAAAACCAACAAAGUAUCAGUGAGACAAAAAGCAGAACUCCCUUCCCCGCAGAAUUCAACACAAACACAAACACCAAGGGAAUCUAAAUUUGCACUGUUGUCUUUACUGACCUCCAGUUACUGUGUCGAGCUUUGAGUUUUGGAUACACUCUGGCAGGCAGUGAGGCAUGAUGGGAGCGGUGGUCACAGGAAGGCCUGUGGAGAGCGCCUGGCUCCUACACUGAGAGAGGAAGGGGACAGUUGUGGAUACUCCCAUGGUCAAACACACAUGGAAAAUAUGUUCUGUCUGGUUUCAACAAAGUCAGGAAAUACGGAAAGAACAGACAGGUACAAAAGAAUCACCGGCUUUUAAAUACUAUGAGAAUCAGUUUUUAUCACUGCACAGCACUUCUUCUUAGUGGACCAAAGCAGGAGUAAGAAGUUGUGUAUUUAGAAUGGUACACACUUGCCGUCCCUCACAUUUCCUUGUGUUGUACUUAUGUUAGUGUCUGCUGUGUUUGUACUUUCUUUAAAAUAUUCUGGCUAAGUCUCAGAAGAAGGGUGUUGAUGAGGAAGGAGAGGAACAGAUGAUGCAAGGAGCAGGAGACGCUCAUAGUUGUUUCUUCCAGGCUGAGGAGGAAGGAAGUGAAGACCUCAGGUUGGCCGAGGAGAAGAGGAUUAGAGUCUGUUAGAGGUGCAGUUUUAGUCACAGUUCUUCCUUCUUGUAAGCUACAUGCACGCCUCUGCACACCUAAACUCUCUUUAAACUGUUUAUAUAUAGUCUCCCUGCACCAGAGAUAUGUGCGUGUAAUAGUGUGUAAUCCAUUUUUGCACUUUUUUCUGAAAAAAAAAAAAAAAGGCAAAAAAAACACAGUAGGUAAACACAGUGGGAGACACUGUAGCUUGUUAGGAAAAAGAAACAUGCAUGGCCUACACUUUAAAGCUACAUAAUUUCCUUUUCUACUAACCUCAGAGCCCACAUGAGAUUUCGUUAAAGAAAGCAGAUUUUGGGUUUCCACAAAAGAUGAUUUUAUAUGUGGAGAGAGAGAGAGAAAAAUAGUUUUUUUCUGCAGGCUAUUGUUGAAGGUAUUUGUCUGAUGAGCUGAUGUUUAUUUUACUGCACACUGCAGGUAGAGGGCGCUACAGCCACUGCCUGCCUGAUCGUUGUGUAGUGUGGGCUGGAUUGCCUUUUUUUUUGGUCAGAAUUUAGGCAGGGCCACAGUUGACUGCUUCUAAACCUUGUAAAUAAAUGACUGUAUUUCCUGAGACAGGGAUCUGACUGUGUCUUUAUUAACCCAGUACUAUUCCUUAUAUUUGCCAAAUAGUCAAUGAGUGCUGUAUUUAUUCUGAUGGUAAUAAUGCAUCUGUUGAUUGUGAUGUACAACAUGUCAGAUAAUUCUAUUUCCUUUGAGGAACAAUACUUCUAAUGAAACCAGUGCAGGGAAUUCAAUGGGUAAACUGUGCUUUGUUUAGAAACAGAUUUAUAUAGUUUUAUGGGAUUUUGUUUUUCUCUAUAUACAUACAGUAUGUGUCUGAACACAGAGGACAGGACACACUCUUAUUUACCUCAUCCAGCACUUCUUAUUUUCAAUGGGUAACAGUUCAGCAGGGCUACAAAACGGUGUUGGUUGAAACAGAGAGCACAUAAAAAGCAGCUUGGCUCCACUUGGCAAAACCUUAAGUCCGAGUUGAUAAAUUGAGCUGUUUUUGCCAAAGUGGCUGAGUCUGUGUCUAAAUUAGUAAAUACAUUAUAGACUGUUAUUGGACUCUAUGUCUCAAGUGUCUCUGGCUGAUGCAGAUUCUGUGAUUGGUCGGUUUGAGCUCAUUAUCGCCGUAAUCUUGGGAAGAAAAGAAAUGUGGCAAUAACACUAUAAUGUGUAAUGCUUGUUUGAUUUCAGUAAUGAUGUUGUAUGUAAAAAUGCUAUGAUGUACUAAAUGCCCCAAAGUCAUUUGUGCUUCCAGUUUAGAUCCUCUGUAGUCGAGGAUCCUAAUGCAUGAAACCCAGUAAACUUGUCUUUUUUUCUUUCAUAUUUCACACCAAGUGUACUUAUGUCUGUAAACCAUCACUGAAAACUAGAUAUGUUUUUGGAUGGGUAGGUUGAUGGUGUAUUGUGCAGUUCUGUCAAGAGAAAACGCAGAACAUCUUUGUCGUAUUCAUGAUUUGCUUAACAGCGCCACCUAUCCAUGUGCAGCCAGUGCUUGACCUUGAGGCGAACAUCAGCUGAAAACAGCAUCUUUUGAUCACUGUGUGGAUUGUUUUCUAUUUACUAAAGAUUGAUCUAUAUCUAGAUACACUGGAUCAGUUAGUGAUUUUGUGUUUUCUUGAUUGACUCUGUGUUUAAAUUUCCUGAUAGUAUAGUAUAACACACAUUUCUUAGCAGUGUGUUUUAUUUUGCAUUGACAUUCAAACUUGAGAUUGACUGCAUUAUGCCGUUUGUACAUAUAUGUAGUUGAUGAAUGCAAAUUUCUGGUUAUUUUGUAACUAAAUUAAAACUUGACUAAAGGUAGGCUACUUGCCAAGAGAGCCUUUUAGAAGACAACGAAUCAGUAUUGUUUUUAGUACUGCAUACAGUAUGUAGCAAUUACUCUCUCUAGCUCAUUUUUGGAAAGGAAAAUAAUAUUGGCUGUGAUUUAGAUCUGCAGAUGUAGACGCAUCUGUUGCCACAUACGGACAAAGAUAAAUAUAGCUGCUGCAAUUUAAAAAGAUACAAAAAAACUGUUGUUUUUUUUGUUGUUCUACUGAUUUCUCCUGUUUGCUUAAAAAAAUAACAAAAAUUCAACAUGAUUGCUUCACAGUGGCCGUCAGUAACCACGGCCUCCGUGGUUCACUUGAGCUUAAAAUGGAGCAUUUUCAGACAUCUUAGACAAUUAUCAGAAAAUUGAUCAUGGAGGCAUUAACUGACUAAUCCAGAAUGAUUCAUUUAAACAACAGAAAUGUUCAUAAAAUCUGAUGCAGGUUUACAGUUUUAAGGUUUAAGGAUUUAAGUUCAAAAUGUAAAAUAAUGUAUUUCGUAAAUGAAACGUAUUUAAAAAAAAAAAAAAAUCCUGCAGUGUCAACAUUGCAUGCAGGUGGCACACAGGUGAACAUGCUAUUGUUUUCUUUAUCUGUAGAUGGUGCAAAUUAGCAUCUACAUCUGGAGGCCUACACUGCUGUUAGAAACAGUUGUCACUUGCUUUGGGUGCUUUGCAUCAAUGACACUAUGUCCUUGUUUACUAUCCAUAGUAGCUGUAAUACUCCUGGAAAAAUACUUAAAAUAUUUUUAAAGUUUUGUUGUUUUUUGUGGUGUUUUGCUUUAUUUUCUCUUUUUAUAUAAACGUAUGUUUGGUGUUUUUGUAUUGUCCUAAUCAUGUAUACGAUACAUGCAACUGCAGUAUCCUGUCCUAACUGUAUCUUGUAUCAUGCAUAUGAAAUAAAUUGGGAUUUAAUCAUA